Tribolium castaneum (red flour beetle) is the source of this 3936-nucleotide messenger RNA. It is a transcript of the gene Tnks, whose product is annotated as tankyrase. The coding region runs from base 154 to 3654 and encodes 1166 amino acids. The record is from RefSeq and is a predicted model, not a curated record. Gene Ontology annotation, molecular function: NAD+ poly-ADP-ribosyltransferase activity; protein binding. NCBI's taxonomy places the organism in Eukaryota, Metazoa, Arthropoda, Insecta, Coleoptera, Tenebrionidae. The transcript is spliced from 10 exons.
GACGAUCAUUCGGGUGCGGUCGCCAUCUUGCGUGAAAAAUUUGACAGUUGUUGACGAGGGUGUUUUAUGGUAGUGUUUGUAGCAAUAAUAAUCAAUAUUUUUGCAAUCUUAAAUGUGAAAUGAGUGGUUCCGCUAGCUGAUUCCGACUUUGGAAUGGCGGCCCGUCGUCUCCCGAGUUCGGCCCCAAUGGAGUCCGUCCCCAAUUCCUGCGAUCCUCUUCGCGAGCUGUUCGAGGCUUGCAAAGUCGGGGACAUCUCCCGCGUCCGCAAACUGGUAACCCCCCAAACAGUCAACGCUCGCGAUACAGCUGGCCGCAAAUCUACUCCGCUUCAUUUCGCAGCUGGAUACGGCAGACGGGACGUGGUGGAGUUCCUGUUAUCGGCCGGGGCUUCCAUCCAGGCUCGCGACGACGGGGGCCUCCACCCCUUGCACAACGCGUGUUCCUUUGGACAUGCGGACGUUGUGCGGUUGCUUCUGGAGGCAGGGGCGAAUCCAAACACGCGCGAUAACUGGAAUUACACGCCGCUGCAUGAGGCUGCGAUUAAGGGAAAGGUCGAUGUUUGUAUUGCUCUGCUGCAGCACGGGGCUGAACCCGAUAUAACGAAUUCGGAAGGGAAAACUCCGUUAGAUGUUGCUGAUAAUUCAACUAGAGCUGUUUUGACGGGGGAGUACCGCAAAGAUGAGCUUCUGGAAGCUGCACGUUGCGGUGCUGAAGACAAGCUUUUAGCGCUUUUGACUCCACUUAAUGUUAAUUGUCAUGCUAGUGAUGGACGGCGCUCGACGCCUCUGCAUUUGGCAGCUGGGUAUAAUCGGAGUCGUGUGGUGCAGUUGUUGCUACAACAUGGAGCAGAUGUCCAUGCCAAAGAUAAAGGCGGCCUCGUCCCUCUACACAACGCGUGUUCAUACGGCCACUUCGAAGUGACCGAAAUGCUAAUUAAACAUGGUGCUAACGUCAACGCCAACGAUCUCUGGGCUUUUACACCCUUACACGAAGCGGCUUCAAAAUCACGCCUUGAAGUGUGUUCGUUAUUACUGAGCGAAGGUGCGGAUCCAACUCAGCUCAAUUGUCAUUCGAAAUCGGCAAUCGAUGUAGCACCGACUCGAGAAUUACAAGAACGACUCUCAUGUGAGUAUCGUGGACAUCAAUUACUGGAUGCUUGCAAACAAGCCGACACCACCAAACUAAAAAAGUUCCUCACAUCCGAAGUAGUCAAUUUUAAACAUCCAUAUACCGGUGAUACGGCGCUACAUGUAGCCGUGAAUUCGCCCUAUCCGAAGCGUAAACAAAUAAUCGAAUUGUUGAUUCGUAAAGGAAUUCAUUUGAAUGAGAAAAAUAAAGAUUUUCUGACACCGCUUCAUCUGGCUGCUGAUAAUUCGCAUCUUGAUCUCAUGGAGGUGCUACUAAGACACGGUGCUAAAGUCAAUGCUUUGGACGGAUUAGGACAAACUGCCUUGCACAGAUGUACCAAAGAUGAUAACGUCCAAGCUUGCCGACUUUUACUGUCCUACAACGUCGAUCCCUCAAUUGUCUCGCUACAGGGCUACACAGCGGCGCAAUUAGCCGGCGAAAACGCCCAAAAACUGUUCCAAGAUCCUCCAGCCGUUAACGGCGAUGUCGAAUGCCAAGUGUUGGAAGCUGCGAAAUCCGGCGAUCUUGAACAGGUUCAAAGACUACUAGAAACGUACCCCAACACGGUUAACUGUCGCGAUUUGGACGGUCGUCAUUCGACUCCCCUCCAUUUCGCGUCCGGUUAUAACCGAGUAGCCGUUGUCGAGUAUCUCCUCGAGCAAGGAGCCGACGUACAUGCGAAAGAUAAAGGCGGUUUAGUGCCUUUACACAACGCUUGCUCCUACGGUCACUACGAAGUGACCGAAUUAUUAGUCAAACAUGGAGCUAAUGUAAACGUUGCCGAUUUGUGGAAGUUUACACCGUUACACGAGGCUUCAGCGAAAGGUAAAUACGAGAUUGUGAAAUUGUUGUUGAAACAUGGUGCUGAUCCCACGAAGAAAAACCGAGAUGGAGCUACGGCUCUUGAUUUGGUGCGAGAGGGUGAUCAAGAUGUUGCCGAUUUGUUGCGAGGGAAUGCAGCAUUGUUGGAUGCCGCCAAAAAGGGGAAUUUGGCGAGGAUUCAACGGUUGAUUACCGCGGAAAAUAUCAAUUGUCGCGAUGUGCAAGGGAGAAAUUCCACUCCGCUCCAUUUGGCCGCGGGCUAUAAUAAUGUGGAAGUUGCCGAGUAUUUACUCGAACAUGGGGCUGAUGUUAACGCUCAGGAUAAGGGUGGUUUAAUACCGUUGCAUAACGCUUCCAGUUACGGUCAUUUAGAUAUUGCUGCUUUGUUGAUUAAGUAUAAUACUGUGGUGAAUGCUACGGACAAGUGGGGUUUUACGCCGUUGCAUGAAGCCGCCCAGAAAGGCAGGACUCAACUGUGUGCCCUUCUUUUAGCGCAUGGCGCUGACCCAUUUCUGAAAAACCAAGAAGGCCAAACUCCGAUGGAUUUAUCAAGCGCUGAAGACGUCCGUUGUCUCCUUCAAGACGCAAUGGCGUCGCAACAAGGUGUGCCAACAGCGCCCCCUUCACGUCCAGUCUCCGUCGUUUCUUCGCCAAGUCCAUCUCUCACUCCUACUGUCAAUACCGAGACUGUUUUAAUGCCAUCGGGCGCUUCAAUUCAAUUAUCGAUUCCUAUAGGUAGUAGAUCAAGUGUGGCAAUAGUUGAGGGUUGUUGUUCCUCCUCGAAAUUGGAGGGUGACGAUCAGGAUUUAAUCGGAAAUAUUACGAAUAUUCCUUCGUUCCUUGCUAGUCUCAAUUUGGAACAAUUGAUUGAUAUUUUCGAAAGAGAGCAAAUCACGUUGGAUAUUUUGGCCGAAAUGAAUCACGACGAUUUGAAACAAAUUGGGAUUUCGGCGUAUGGUUUUCGACACAAGUUGAUCAAAGGAAUGGAACGGUUGAUGUCGAGUUGUGAAGGCUUGAGGUUGAUGCCGUCGAAUCCGGGGACUUUGCUUAUUGACCUUUUGGCAGACGAUAAAGAGUUUAUUACUGUUGAAGAGGAGAUGCAGAAUAGUAUCAGGGAGCAUAGGGAUCAAGGGCAUGCGGGCGGUGUCUUCAAUCGAUACAACAUCGUCAGGAUACAGAAAGUCCAAAACCGGAAGCUGUGGGAGCGCUACACCCACCGUCGCCAGGAAGUGUCGGAAGAGAACAACAACCAAUGCAACGAAAGGAUGUUGUUUCACGGUUCACCCUUUAUUAACGCGAUUGUGCAAAAGGGUUUCGAUGAAAGGCAUGCGUAUAUCGGGGGGAUGUUCGGGGCUGGGAUUUACUUCGGGGAGCAUUCGUCUAAAAGCAACCAAUACGUGUAUGGGAUCGGGGGCGGCACCGGAUGUCCGACACACAAAGACCGCUCUUGUUAUAUUUGUCACAGGCAUCUUUUGCUCUGUCGCGUGACUUUAGGAAAGAUGUUUCUUCAGUUUAGCGCCAUGAAGAUGGCACAUGCCCCUCCAGGACACCAUUCAGUGGCCGGAAGGCCGUCUGCUGGUGGUUUAAAUUUCCCGGAAUAUGUGGUUUACAGAGGGGAACAGGCUUAUCCCGAGUACCUCAUCACGUACCAGAUUGUUAAACCUGAGAAUUGUCCAAUGACGAGUGAUAGUGGUGUCAGGUGAUUUGGUUGCAAGGAUACAGUGAAGGAGUUGUGGUACGGAGUCGUGGCUAUUUUGCUCAAAUGUUUCGUUCCAACAACGAUUUGUACUUGUCAAAAGUCGAGGCAAUAAUGAUGCCCUUUUAUGUGUUCAUAAUUCAUGUUUUACUGAUGUAAAGCGAGGACUGAAUCUGCAGCAAAUUGUGAUAUCUCAUUUCGAACGAUUAGUCAAAGCGAUUUUUGUUUUAUUUAUGGUGUGGUGUUUGUCUUUAUUUUUACUGUAGUGUUAAUAAAAUAUACACAAACA